This is a messenger RNA of Schistosoma guineensis, 18691 nucleotides long. The record is from the annotation of a GenBank genome assembly. Lineage: Eukaryota; Metazoa; Platyhelminthes; Trematoda; Strigeidida; Schistosomatidae.
UACGACAUUGCGCGACCACUUUCCACUGUCUUCGGUGAGUAACUACUACACACUCUACACGGAUUAGCUUCACUGGUCACAGCUUCUCACUAAGACCACGGAAUUACCUCUCAGAGUUAGUCACGAGUGUGCAUAUUAACAAUUAUCAGCAUAGGAUUGUGGAUUGAUUAGUUUACUUUAUACUGUGGAAUAACUUCAAUAUCAAUGUGAACAGAUAGAUAAUAAUGAACUGUUAUCAGUACAUGGUGAUAACCAUUUGUUCGUUUUACUAUCAAAUUCCAAAUUAGGCGAUUUACUUGGAUUAAAAAAUAAUAAAGGCUUAGAUCAAUGUAUUUUAAUGGGAAGUACGUCAAAAGGUUAGAAAAAAGGAAAUAGAGAUUGAAAUAAAAUCAGCUAAAACAUUAUUAAAAUUGCUGAAUCAGAAUUGUUCAAAUUAUGUUUUAGAAUAUUGAAGAUUCCCAUUGUGGAAAUUAGAACAACACAUAUAAGCGAACAAUUGUUUUCAAUUAGAUCGUCAUCAGGCUUUACUCUAAUAUACAUGAAUAUUUAUACGAAAAUUUUAAACCAAUCAAGGCAAUAUGAGUCAAUAAUCACAAGGAAAUAGAAUGUCACCACACAUAAUAGGUAAAAAUACAAGUUUAUAGUAGGAAGACAGGUGAACUGAUAAUAGUGAGAAUAAUAAAAUACAAUAACAAAACUCUUACCAAUAGUUAAACGUUGGGAAUAGAAGGUCAAACAUGGGUAAAUAGACUAGGAAUAGUAAUCACAAAAGAUUAAAAUCAUUACGUAAUAAAAAGUGUGUUAAUAAUUAGAUAGUGAAGAAUACAAACGGCAAGAGGCGGAAAAUUUCAUUGUGAUUGUUAACCCAUAUUGCCUUGAUUGGUUUAAAAUUUUCGUAUAAAUAUUCAUGUAUAUUAGAGUAAAGUCUGAUGACGAUCUAAUUGAAAACAAUUGUUCGCUUAUAUGUGUUGUUCAAAUUAUAUUUGAAAAAGGGUCGAAGAAAGAUCAUUACAUAAUUACAAUUUAUUUUAAAAUACUAUACUGGUUUAUUUAAAACAAUUAGUCCAUUUGAUAAAUUCCAAUAAUGCAAUGAGAAGACGAAGUUUAUCAGAAUUGUGUGAUAUAUGUUUUAACAAUGUCUUAACAAGCAUAUGUGUAGUCAUAAUGGUUUAUAUUUUUAUACUUUUCUUAUGUUUCUUUAUUUAGUCAGUUACAACAUGAGAGUCAGUCUCAGUUGGAUCAAUUGAUAAAUCGUGUGAAAAGAUGGAGUAGCCGAUAUGAACAUGAACCGAAUGUUGAUUCUAGUAUAACCAAUUCUAGAAUAAGUUCUAGUUUAAAAUCUAGUACAAUAUCUGACAAUUGGACAGGUAAUAAUCAAAUGUAUCCAAUAGAUGCAAGAUCACCUCAAUCUAUAGUGAGAGAAACAUCACGAUUAUCGUCUAGAACAAGAUCAGAAUCAAUUCCAUGCCCAGCACUUGAUGCUAUUACACAAAUCGGUGUUACAACCAAAACAUCAGGGACUCAAAUUUCUGAUGACGACGGUGAUGGUGGUCGUAAUAAAAUAGAUUUAUGUGUAUCUAAAAGACAAUUUGUGCCAGCGACGAUUCCUGAAAGAAAACAAGUAAGAAAUGCAAUAACUCAAAUUGGAGUUUCAAAAGUCGAUGCAGGCACACAAGAUGACUAUCAUGGAUACAGUCCUAAGCGUUCAGUUAAAGAAGUAUUAUGUCAAAUAGGUCAAAUUACAGCGAAUGCUUCAUGUCAGACAUUAGAACAUUACAAGCUGCAACAAACGCUUAAAAAGCCAACUUUGGAUGCGAUAGUUCAAUCUGGUGUUAUCACUAAGAAUAAUUCCACUCAGUCGGAAAGCAUCACAGAAACCGUUGUGAAAAUGGACGUACCUGAAUCACAAAAAGGUGCACGAAAAUACAGCGUACUAGAUGCUAUCUGUCAAAUAGGACAGGUUACACAAACAAUUGGAACACAAAUAGAAAUAGAGAAUACAGAAAGAAAUAAGAAAAAUCUUGGAGUUCAAGCAGAAAUCAAAAAGGUAUGGCAACACCCAGUGAAAACAACUGAAGCCGCAUGUCAAAUAGGUAGGAUAACAAUAAACGCAAGUACGGAGAUGUCAUCAAUGCUCAUCAGUAAUGAACAAAUGAUAAGACAAGAUAUGAAGAAAAGUGAUAUAGUGUGUCAAAUAGGAAAGGUUCAAAUAGCACAAUCAACACAGGCCGACUUAACUAAGCAUAUGUUACGCAAACCAUCGUCCGAUGUAGUAUGUCAAGUAGGAAGUGUUAUGGAAUCUUCAGGGAUCCAGAUAGAUGAACCUCAUAAAACUUCAAUGUUACUAGCGGGAACUCAAAGUGCCAAAACACCAACAUACACUAAGGAGAUUCAGACAGAUAUGGGAUUCCGAGUGGAACCGAAGUUUGUGUCGAAGGCUGUCAACGAUGUUAUAUGUCAGGUUGGUCAGGUAAACCAUGAAGUAUCCACACAGUCAGUUGAACAUGUCACUGCUAGACCAGCAUACAAGGAUACUGGCAUUGACCCGAUUCACGUGUGGGAAAAGAAGAUGGCCAACGAUGUCGUCACACAAACAGGGAUUGUCCAUACAUCGAAAAUAACACAAGCUGAACUAAUACAAGAACAACCGGUGUAUAUGAAGCCAAUAGAAACACAGGAUGUACCGAUAACAUCGUACAAAGAAACCGUAGAUGCCUACCAACAGGCCGACUUAAUUAAGCAUAUGUUACGCAAACCAUCGUCCGAUGUAGUAUGUCAAGUAGGAAGUGUUAUGGAAUCUUCAGGGAUCCAGAUAGAUGAACCUCAUAAAACUUCAAUGUUACUAGCGGGAACUCAAAGUGCCAAAACACCAACAUACACUAAGGAGAUUCAGACAGAUAUGGGAUUCCGAGUGGAACCGAAGUUUGUGUCGAAGGCUGUCAACGAUGUUAUAUGUCAGGUUGGUCAGGUAAACCAUGAAGUAUCCACACAGUCAGUUGAACAUGUCACUGCUAGACCAGCAUACAAGGAUACUGGCAUUGACCCGAUUCACGUAUGGGAAAAGAAGAUGGCCAACGAUGUCGUCACACAAACAGGGAUUGUCCAUACAUCGAAAAUAACACAAGCUGAACUAAUACAAGAACAACCGGUGUAUGUGAAGCCAAUAGAAACACAGGAUGUACCGAUAACAUCGUACAAAGAAACCGUAGAUGCCUACCAACAGGCCGACUUAAUUAAGCAUAUGUUACGCAAACCAUCGUCCGAUGUAGUAUGUCAAGUAGGAAGUGUUAUGGAAUCUUCAGGGAUCCAGAUAGAUGAACCUCAUAAAACUUCAAUGUUACUAGCGGGAACUCAAAGUGCCAAAACACCAACAUACACUAAGGAGAUUCAGACAGAUAUGGGAUUCCGAGUGGAACCGAAGUUUGUGUCGAAGGCUGUCAACGAUGUUAUAUGUCAGGUUGGUCAGGUAAACCAUGAAGUAUCCACACAGUCAGUUGAACAUGUCACUGCUAGACCAGCAUACAAGGAUACUGGCAUUGACCCGAUUCACGUAUGGGAAAAGAAGAUGGCCAACGAUGUCGUCACACAAACAGGGAUUGUCCAUACAUCGAAAAUAACACAAGCUGAACUAAUACAAGAACAACCGGUGUAUGUGAAGCCAAUAGAAACACAGGAUGUACCGAUAACAUCGUACAAAGAAACCGUAGAUGCCUACCAACAGGCCGACUUAAUUAAGCAUAUGUUACGCAAACCAUCGUCCGAUGUAGUAUGUCAAGUAGGAAGUGUUAUGGAAUCUUCAGGGAUCCAGAUAGAUGAACCUCAUAAAACUUCAAUGUUACUAGCGGGAACUCAAAGUGCCAAAACACCAACAUACACUAAGGAGAUUCAGACAGAUAUGGGAUUCCGAGUGGAACCGAAGUUUGUGUCGAAGGCUGUCAACGAUGUUAUAUGUCAGGUUGGUCAGGUAAACCAUGAAGUAUCCACACAGUCAGUUGAACAUGUCACUGCUAGACCAGCAUACAAGGAUACUGGCAUUGACCCGAUUCACGUAUGGGAAAAGAAGAUGGCCAACGAUGUCGUCACACAAACAGGGAUUGUCCAUACAUCGAAAAUAACACAAGCUGAACUAAUACAAGAACAACCGGUGUAUGUGAAGCCAAUAGAAACACAGGAUGUACCGAUAACAUCGUACAAAGAAACCGUAGAUGCCUACCAACAGGCCGACUUAAUUAAGCAUAUGUUACGCAAACCAUCGUCCGAUGUAGUAUGUCAAGUAGGAAGUGUUAUGGAAUCUUCAGGGAUCCAGAUAGAUGAACCUCAUAAAACUUCAAUGUUACUAGCGGGAACUCAAAGUGCCAAAACACCAACAUACACUAAGGAGAUUCAGACAGAUAUGGGAUUCCGAGUGGAACCGAAGUUUGUGUCGAAGGCUGUCAACGAUGUUAUAUGUCAGGUUGGUCAGGUAAACCAUGAAGUAUCCACACAGUCAGUUGAACAUGUCACUGCUAGACCAGCAUACAAGGAUACUGGCAUUGACCCGAUUCACGUGUGGGAAAAGAAGAUGGCCAACGAUGUCGUCACACAAACAGGGAUUGUCCAUACAUCGAAAAUAACACAAGCUGAACUAAUACAAGAACAACCGGUGUAUGUGAAGCCAAUAGAAACACAGGAUGUACCGAUAACAUCGUACAAAGAAACCGUAGAUGCCUACCAACAGGCCGACUUAAUUAAGCAUAUGUUACGCAAACCAUCGUCCGAUGUAGUAUGUCAAGUAGGAAGUGUUAUGGAAUCUUCAGGGAUCCAGAUAGAUGAACCUCAUAAAACUUCAAUGUUACUAGCGGGAACUCAAAGUGCCAAAACACCAACAUACACUAAGGAGAUUCAGACAGAUAUGGGAUUCCGAGUGGAACCGAAGUUUGUGUCGAAGGCUGUCAACGAUGUUAUAUGUCAGGUUGGUCAGGUAAACCAUGAAGUAUCCACACAGUCAGAGAUUCCUUCAAUUAUUUCAGUGGGAGUAGAUCCAAGACCAGAAGGUGCUGUAAGGCACCUAGGUUCAUACCAAGUGCCACCAAACACAGAUUGUCAAAGCAGACAAGUACAGGCAGAUAUCAAACAGGCAUUUAAACAUAUAAAUAUGCAAACAGAAGAGAUAACUAGAGAAAAUUUAAUAUCGACGAACUUGGUGAGGGCGAAACAGAAAGAAACAUUUGAGGUAACGACUCAAUUCGGUAUAUUAACAAAAGAUAAAGACGUCGAAACAUUCGUUAAAUGUAGUUCAAAAGAAACACAAACCAUAGAAAGUUCACCAGAAGCUGAAGUAAAAAUGAGGAGCCAACAAACGUUCACUCGAAUAAGAAGUAAAAAUUAUGACGUCCAAACACAGUCAGGGACGAUAAAUAUUUCCCAAGCAUUCCAGACAUUAUUAGAUUACAAGCCAACAACAGAUAAACGAUCAACUGGAAUGCAGCACGAAAUGGAAUUCAGAGUGGUGCAAACUACGCAACAUGAACCACAAACACAAGAAACACCGACACAAACUGAGCGAGCGACAUUAAAAGAUGAACAAUCAUUUACGUCAUUCAAAUUGAAAACAUACGAUGUUCAGACUCAGUUUGGAAGUAUGCUUAAGUCACAGGCAGCACAAACGCCAGGUGAACACAGACCCGUCGUCGAAAUGAAAGACAUGAUUACACAACACGAGAAACGUCCAGAACCAAUUGUACACAAAAAAUUACAAGCAAUGGUACAACCGACCACCAUUAACACAGAGACUCAGACGAUGGAAGAGAGACCACCACCGGUUAUCUUGCCACCAAAGUUAUUCGACGUCCAAACACAAUCAGGAUCAGUGACGAUAGAUUCAGAAACACAAACACCACAAGAACGUAGACCAGUAAUUGAAAUGAAAGAGUUGCUUACACAACACGAGAAACGUCCAGAACCAAUUGUACACAAAAAAUUACAAGCAAUGGUACAACCGACCACCAUUAACACAGAGACUCAGACGAUGGAAGAGAGACCACCACCGGUUAUCUUGCCACCAAAGUUAUUCGACGUCCAAACACAAUCAGGAUCAGUGACGAUAGAUUCAGAAACACAAACACCACAAGAACGUAGACCAGUAAUUGAAAUGAAAGAGUUGCUUACACAACACGAGAAACGUCCAGAACCAAUUGUACACAAAAAAUUACAAGCAAUGGUACAACCGACCACCAUUAACACAGAGACUCAGACGAUGGAAGAGAGACCACCACCGGUUAUCUUGCCACCAAAGUUAUUCGACGUCCAAACACAAUCAGGAUCAGUGACGAAAGAUUCAGAAACACAAACACCACAAGAACAUAGACCAGUAAUCGAAAUGAAAGAGUUGCUUACACAACACGAGAAACGUCCAGAACCAAUUGUACACAAAAAAUUACAAGCAAUGGUACAACCGACCACCAUUAACACAGAGACUCAGACGAUGGAAGAGAGACCACCACCGGUUAUCUUGCCACCAAAGUUAUUCGACGUCCAAACACAAUCAGGAUCAGUGACGAUAGAUUCAGAAACACAAACACCACUAGAACGUAGGCCAGUGGUCGCGACUAAAGAUGCAAGUGUACAUCAAGAAACAAAACCUGUUCAAUCAAUUCCCAAGAAGUUACAGGCUACAGUCGUCCCACCACUUGAAAACAUAGCUACACAAACAGAUUUAUUAGCACAACCUGUUGUCAUGCCCAUGGUGAAAACUACGCAUCAUGAACCACAAACACAAGAAACACCGACACAAACUGAGCGAGCGACAUUAAAAGAUGAACAAUCAUUUACGUCAUUCAAAUUGAAAACAUACGAUGUUCAGACUCAGUUUGGAAGUAUGCUUAAGUCACAGGCAGCACAAACGCCAGGUGAACACAGACUCGUCGUCGAAAUGAAAGACAUGAUUACACAACACGAGAAACGUCCAGAACCAAUUGUACACAAAAAAUUACAAGCAAUGGUACAACCGACCACCAUUAACACAGAGACUCAGACGAUGGAAGAGAGACCACCACCGGUUAUCUUGCCACCAAAGUUAUUCGACGUCCAAACACAAUCAGGAUCAGUGACGAUAGAUUCAGAAACACAAACACCACAAGAACGUAGACCAGUAAUUGAAAUGAAAGAGUUGCUUACACAACACGAGAAACGUCCAGAACCAAUUGUACACAAAAAAUUACAAGCAAUGGUACAACCGACCACCAUUAACACAGAGACUCAGACGAUGGAAGAGAGACCACCACCGGUUAUCUUGCCACCAAAGUUAUUCGACGUCCAAACACAAUCAGGAUCAGUGACGAAAGAUUCAGAAACACAAACACCACAAGAACAUAGACCAGUAAUCGAAAUGAAAGAGUUGCUUACACAACACGAGAAACGUCCAGAACCAAUUGUACACAAAAAAUUACAAGCAAUGGUACAACCGACCACCAUUAACACAGAGACUCAGACGAUGGAAGAGAGACCACCACCGGUUAUCUUGCCACCAAAGUUAUUCGACGUCCAAACACAAUCAGGAUCAGUGACGAUAGAUUCAGAAACACAAACACCACUAGAACGUAGGCCAGUGGUCGCGACUAAAGAUGCAACUGUACAUCAAGAAACAAAACCUGUUCAAUCAAUUCCCAAGAAGUUACAGGCUACAGUCGUCCCACCACUUGAAAACAUAGCUACACAAACAGAUUUAUUAGCACAACCUGUUGUCAUGUCCAUGGUGAAAACUACGCAUCAUGAACCACAAACACAAGAAACACCGACACAAACUGAGCGAGUGACAUUAAAAGAUGAACAAUCAUUUACGUCAUUCAAAUUGAAAACAUACGAUGUUCAGACUCAGUUUGGAAGUAUGCUUAAGUCACAGGCAGCACAAACGCCAGGUGAACACAGACCCGUCGUCGAAAUGAAAGACAUGAUUACACAACACGAGAAACGUCCAGAACCAAUUGUACACAAAAAAUUACAAGCAAUGGUACAACCGACCACCAUUAACACAGAGACUCAGACGAUGGAAGAGAGACCACCACCGGUUAUCUUGCCACCAAAGUUAUUCGACGUCCAAACACAAUCAGGAUCAGUGACGAUAGAUUCAGAAACACAAACACCACAAGAACGUAGACCAGUAAUUGAAAUGAAAGAGUUGCUUACACAACACGAGAAACGUCCAGAACCAAUUGUACACAAAAAAUUACAAGCAAUGGUACAACCGACCACCAUUAACACAGAGACUCAGACGAUGGAAGAGAGACCACCACCGGUUAUCUUGCCACCAAAGUUAUUCGACGUCCAAACACAAUCAGGAUCAGUGACGAUAGAUUCAGAAACACAAACACCACACGAACAGAAAAUAAUCCCAGAUAUAAAGCAUGUGAGUGUAUUUCAUGAGUCACAUCAUGUACAAACAGUAAACAAGAAACUUCAAGCUGUGGUAUACCAUCCAUCUGACGAUGUGUGUUUGCAAACCGAAGAGGUAAGCGUACAACCUGUCAAACCCGUUGCACAGGUGUUUUCUCGAGCUCCGCAAGUUGCACAUAAGCAAACACAAGCAGAAUGGCUGAAGGUCAAUAUAAAAACAUUUGAUAUACAAGCACAAUCAGGGAUGGUAGUCAAGACACAGUCGACACAAACUAUUCUAGAAGAACAACCAGUAUUCCAUACUGCAGACGUCAGUGUGAUUCAUAGUGAAAAAUCACCUUCAUUAGUAGGCAAGAAGGUUCAGGCAACAAUGCGUCAAUCAGUUGACAACACAAGCACACAGACUGAUCCGAUGACUCAAGUCCCUACUGUAUUACCGAAAACCACGUUCGAUGUUGUGACUCAGUCUGGUACUAUACACUGUGCACAGUCAGUUCAGACCAUUCCAGAGGAACGACCAGUAUUCCAUACUGCAGACGUCAGUGUGAUUCAUAGUGAAAAAUCACCUUCAUUAGUAGGCAAGAAGGUUCAGGCAACAAUGCGUCAAUCAGUUGACAACACAAGCACACAGACUGAUCCGAUGACUCAAGUCCCUACUGUAUUACCGAAAACCACGUUCGAUGUUGUGACUCAGUCUGGUACUAUACACUGUGCACAGUCAGUUCAGACCAUUCCAGAGGAACGACCAGUAUUCCAUACUGCAGACGUCAGUGUGAUUCAUAGUGAAAAAUCACCUUCAUUAGUAGGCAAGAAGGUUCAGGCAACAAUGCGUCAAUCAGUUGACAACACAAGCACACAGACUGAUCCGAUGACUCAAGUCCCUACUGUAUUACCGAAAACCACGUUCGAUGUUGUGACUCAGUCUGGUACUAUACACUGUGCACAGUCAGUUCAGACUAUUCCAGAGGAACGCCCGGUAUACCACACUGUCGGUGUAGGAGUUGAUCAUACUGGGAAAUUGCAGCCCGUGUUAUACGAGAACGUUCAGGCAACAAUGCGUCAAUCAGUUGACAACACAAGCACACAGACUGAUCCGAUGACUCAAGUCCCUACUGUAUUACCGAAAACCACGUUCGAUGUUGUGACUCAGUCUGGUACUAUCCACUGUGCACAGUCAGUUCAGACCAUUCCAGAGGAACGACCAGUAUUCCAUACUGCAGACGUCAGUGUGAUUCAUAGUGAAAAAUCACCUUCAUUAGUAGGCAAGAAGGUUCAGGCAACAAUGCGUCAAUCAGUUGACAACACAAGCACACAGACUGAUCCGAUGACUCAAGUCCCUACUGUAUUACCGAAAACCACGUUCGAUGUUGUGACUCAGUCUGGUACUAUACACUGUGCACAGUCAGUUCAGACUAUUCCAGAGGAACGCCCGGUAUACCACACUGUCGGUGUAGGAGUUGAUCAUACUGGGAAAUUGCAGCCCGUGUUAUACGAGAACGUUCAGGCAACAAUGCGUCAAUCAGUUGACAACACAAGCACACAGACUGAUCCGAUGACUCAAGUCCCUACUGUAUUACCGAAAACCACGUUCGAUGUUGUGACUCAGUCUGGUACUAUCCACUGUGCACAGUCAGUUCAGACCAUUCCAGAGGAACGACCAGUAUUCCAUACUGCAGACGUCAGUGUGAUUCAUAGUGAAAAAUCACCUUCAUUAGUAGGCAAGAAGGUUCAGGCAACAAUGCGUCAAUCAGUUGACAACACAAGCACACAGACUGAUCCGAUGACUCAAGUCCCUACUGUAUUACCGAAAACCACGUUCGAUGUUGUGACUCAGUCCGGUACUCUGUCUCUUACUGUUGGUUGUCAAGCUGUUCUUAUAUCGGAAGAUUUUUUGAUGAAAGAUGUUGCUGUUGAUUAUGUCAGAUCGGUCAAUUCUUGUUUCUCUAAAGCUGUUCAAGCUAGCAUACAAGUUGAAAGUAAAAACGUUGAAAUACAGUGUCUGAUAAAAGAUAAACGUGUAAUUAAUAUUCGGAAUGCAGAAGCUCAAUUCGACGUACUUUGUCGUCAGGAAGAAACUCAAACAUUUAGUUUACCUUUAACAACUACGAAAGAAGGAAGUGUUCAGCACGCACCAACGACUACACAAAUAAUAAAUAAAAAGCUACAAGUAACUAUUUCCCAGUCAGUUCGAGAGGAAGCCGCGCAAACAUACGAAUCAAUACCAGUCGUAACAGUACACACGAUGCAAAGAAUUCAUCACUCUGUACAGACACAUGAAAUAUCAUCACAAACUGACAGUCUAGAAUUUUUUGAUCGUCAGUCCUACGCGCAAAUCAAAUCUCAAACAAAUGAUGUAGAAAUACAAUCAGGAAUCAUUUGCAAAUCACAGGGAUCGCAGACAAAAUUAGAGCAUAAAACUUUCGGAAUGACGAAAGAAACUAGUACACAGUAUGAGGCAGUACAAAGAACAAUGAUAAAUAUAGAUAUUCAGGCAGAUGCUCAACAUCCAGUGUCCAAUACUUACGUCCAAACAGAUGAAAGUCAACUGAUAAAUAUCAGGCAGAAACACCAGACGAAUGUACAGACACAAUCAGGAAUCAUUCAAAAAGAACAGGGAGCACAAACACUAGAAGAGGUCCACACCACAAUGAACAAGACCGACGUUAGUGUAACUCAUGAACUCAAAAAUCGACAAAUUAACAAGAAGUUGCAAGCAAAAAUAAUGUCUCAAAUGAAAGACGUAGUCAUACAAACAGAAGUAGUAGGAACCUCUGCACAUCCAACACCGACAAAAUCUACAUUUGAUGUGCAAACACAAUCAGGAUCACUGACGAUAGAUUCAGAAACACAAACACCACACGAACAGAAAAUAAUCCCAGAUAUAAAGCAUGUGAGUGUAUUUCAUGAGUCACAUCAUGUACAAACAGUAAACAAGAAACUUCAAGCUGUGGUAUACCAUCCAUCUGACGAUGUGUGUUUGCAAACCGAAGAGGUAAGCGUACAACCUGUCAAACCCGUUGCACAGGUGUUUUCUCGAGCUCCGCAAGUUGCACAUAAGCAAACACAAGCAGAAUGGCUGAAGGUCAAUAUAAAAACAUUUGAUAUACAAGCACAAUCAGGGAUGGUAGUCAAGACACAGUCGACACAAACUAUUCUAGAAGAACAACCAGUAUUCCAUACUGCAGACGUCAGUGUGAUUCAUAGUGAAAAAUCACCUUCACUGGUGAACAAGAAACUUCAGGUAAACAUGCGUCAAUCAGUUGACAACACAAGCACACAGACUGAUCCGAUGACUCAAGUCCCUACUGUAUUACCGAAAACCACGUUCGAUGUUGUGACUCAGUCUGGUACUAUCCACUGUGCACAGUCAGUUCAGACCAUUCCAGAGGAACGACCAGUAUUCCAUACUGCAGACGUCAGUGUGAUUCAUAGUGAAAAAUCACCUUCAUUAGUAGGCAAGAAGGUUCAGGCAACAAUGCGUCAAUCAGUUGACAACACAAGCACACAGACUGAUCCGAUGACUCAAGUCCCUACUGUAUUACCGAAAACCACGUUCGAUGUUGUGACUCAGUCUGGUACUAUCCACUGUGCACAGUCAGUUCAGACCAUUCCAGAGGAACGACCAGUAUUCCAUACUGCAGACGUUAGUGUGAUUCAUAGUGAAAAAUCACCUUCAUUAGUAGGCAAGAAGGUUCAGGCAACAAUGCGUCAAUCAGUUGACAACACAAGCACACAGACUGAUCCGAUGACUCAAGUCCCUACUGUAUUACCGAAAACCACGUUCGAUGUUGUGACUCAGUCUGGUACUAUACACUGUGCACAGUCAGUUCAGACUAUUCCAGAGGAACGCCCGGUAUACCACACUGUCGGUGUAGGAGUUGAUCAUACUGGGAAAUUGCAGCCCGUGUUAUACGAGAACGUUCAGGCAACAAUGCGUCAAUCAGUUGACAACACAAGCACACAGACUGAUCCGAUGACUCAAGUCCCUACUGUAUUAUCGAAAACCACGUUCGAUGUUGUGACUCAGUCUGGUACUAUCCACUGUGCACAGUCAGUUCAGACCAUUCCAGAGGAACGACCAGUAUUCCAUACUGCAGACGUCAGUGUGAUUCAUAGUGAAAAAUCACCUUCAUUAGUAGGCAAGAAGGUUCAGGCAACAAUGCGUCAAUCAGUUGACAACACAAGCACACAGACUGAUCCGAUGACUCAAGUCCCUACUGUAUUACCGAAAACCACGUUCGAUGUUGUGACUCAGUCUGGUACUAUACACUGUGCACAGUCAGUUCAGACUAUUCCAGAGGAACGCCCGGUAUACCACACUGUCGGUGUAGGAGUUGAUCAUACUGGGAAAUUGCAGCCCGUGUUAUACGAGAACGUUCAGGCAACAAUGCGUCAAUCAGUUGACAACACAAGCACACAGACUGAUCCGAUGACUCAAGUCCCUACUGUAUUACCGAAAACCACGUUCGAUGUUGUGACUCAGUCUGGUACUAUCCACUGUGCACAGUCAGUUCAGACCAUUCCAGAGGAACGACCAGUAUUCCAUACUGCAGACGUCAGUGUGAUUCAUAGUGAAAAAUCACCUUCAUUAGUAGGCAAGAAGGUUCAGGCAACAAUGCGUCAAUCAGUUGACAACACAAGCACACAGACUGAUCCGAUGACUCAAGUCCCUACUGUAUUACCGAAAACCACGUUCGAUGUUGUGACUCAGUCUGGUACUAUCCACUGUGCACAGUCAGUUCAGACCAUUCCAGAGGAACGACCAGUAUUCCAUACUGCAGACGUCAGUGUGAUUCAUAGUGAAAAAUCACCUUCAUUAGUAGGCAAGAAGGUUCAGGCAACAAUGCGUCAAUCAGUUGACAACACAAGCACACAGACUGAUCCGAUGACUCAAGUCCCUACUGUAUUACCGAAAACCACGUUCGAUGUUGUGACUCAGUCUGGUACUAUCCACUGUGCACAGUCAGUUCAGACCAUUCCAGAGGAACGACCAGUAUUCCAUACUGCAGACGUCAGUGUGAUUCAUAGUGAAAAAUCACCUUCAUUAGUAGGCAAGAAGGUUCAGGCAACAAUGCGUCAAUCAGUUGACAACACAAGCACACAGACUGAUCCGAUGACUCAAGUCCCUACUGUAUUACCGAAAACCACGUUCGAUGUUGUGACUCAGUCUGGUACUAUCCACUGUGCACAGUCAGUUCAGACCAUUAGUGAGGAACGACCACGAUUCGAUAAUGUUGAUGUGAGCGUUGAUCAUUUUGAGACUGUGCCUAUUGUUCGAUCAACAAUCUCAUCGACCAUGCAUACUCUUCCAAACACUUCACAAUCAACACAAACCACACCUACUAAACUAGCUGAUACAUUCUGUCAAGCAACGUUAUCUUCUACUACAUACGAUGUCCAAAUUCAAUCUGGAGUAAUGCAUUCAAUAGAUGGGACACAGACUGUCGAUUUAAGGUCACCAAUUGAGAUGAAAGAAAUGAGUGUCACACACGAGAAGGAACGAACUGUUCUGAAAGGGAAGAAACUUCAGGUUCGUUGUGACUCAACUGAUUUGGGAGUCCAAACUGAUCAAAUUACUCCCAUUGUUCGAUCAACAAUCUCAUCGACCAUGCAUACUCUUCCAAACACUUCACAAUCAACACAAACCACACCUACUAAACUAGCUGAUACAUUCUGUCAAGCAACGUUAUCUUCUACUACAUACGAUGUCCAAAUUCAAUCUGGAGUAAUGCAUUCAAUAGAUGGGACACAGACUGUCGAUUUAAGGUCACCAAUUGAGAUGAAAGAAAUGAGUGUCACACACGAGAAGGAACGAACUGUUCUGAAAGGGAAGAAACUUCAGGUUCGUUGUGACUCAACUGAUUUGGGAGUCCAAACUGAUCAAAUUACUCCCAUUGUUCGAUCAACAAUCUCAUCGACCAUGCAUACUCUUCCAAACACUUCACAAUCAACACAAACCACACCUACUAAACUAGCUGAUACAUUCUGUCAAGCAACGUUAUCUUCUACUACAUACGAUGUCCAAAUUCAAUCUGGAGUAAUGCAUUCAAUAGAUGGGACACAGACUGUCGAUUUAAGGUCACCAAUUGAGAUGAAAGAAAUGAGUGUCACACACGAGAAGGAACGAACUGUUCUGAAAGGGAAGAAACUUCAGGUUCGUUGUGACUCAACUGAUUUGGGAGUCCAAACUGAUCAAAUUACUCCCAUUGUUCGAUCAACAAUCUCAUCGACUAUGCAUACUCUUCCAAACACUUCACAAUCAACACAAACCACACCUACUAAACUAGCUGAUACAUUCUGUCAAGCAACGUUAUCUUCUACUACAUACGAUGUCCAAAUUCAAUCUGGAGUAAUGCAUUCAAUAGAUGGGACACAGACUGUCGAUUUAAGGUCACCAAUUGAGAUGAAAGAAAUGAGUGUCACACACGAGAAGGAACGAACUGUUCUGAAAGGGAAGAAACUUCAGGUUCAUUGUGACUCAACUGAUUUGGGAGUCCAAACAGAUCACACUAUGUCUACUGUUCACUUGGACAGUAAAUUAACUCAAACUGCCUUAGUUCGUUAUACGGAUGUAUCAUGUCAGUAUACUGAACUCACGAAGCCUUCAUUAACUAGUCAUGCAGUAACGUCCAGAGUUGUUAGCAUUCAAACAGAUGUGCCUUUUUCAACAAACGUACGUGUGGAUCAACGAAACAAGAAAUUCCAAGUGAAUCUAAUAUCGCCUUCAUCACCAAAGACUCUAAUAAAUGUAGCCUCUAUAGGAACACAAACUUCAGAUUAUAGAUACCAGGAUAUAAGUAUUGAACAGGUUGAUAAAACAAUAGUUUCAUCAGUGGAUGCACAUGUGGUUCAUGAUUCAGCGUCUAAUGUGACAAACACUUCACAAGCAAUACCAAAAAUAAAAAUAGAUCAAGAGUGCCAAGUAAAAAUAACUCCUCAACAAUAUCAAAAGAAACUUCAGUAUGGUUCCUCAUUUUCUACAUUAAAAAAUACAUCUUCUCAAACUAUACAGGACAGUUGUCUUUAUGACUAUCAUAAAACUUCUUCGUCAUCAAGUAUUGGAGUUCAGGCAAGUAAUAUACGACCAGUAGUUACAGUAGAUACAGGGACUCAAGAAACAAGACCAAGUGAGACUUCUCCAUCACCUUUACAAGUUAAGAACAAAAAACUACAAGUCUACCCAUCUAAACUUGGUGAACAAGUAGAAGAAGAAUUUACACAUCCUCAAGACACAAUCUCCAAAGGAAUGUCAACCUCAUUAACUGAGAUAACACAAACAGAUGAGUGUUUACUAAAAAAUAUUGAAUGUUUCAAGUGUAUAUCACGGGGAUAUGAUAAGAAAACAAUUGAUAAAGAUAUGCAAUCGGAAGAAAAAUCAAUAAGAACAAAACAAACAGCAUCCAGUACAGUGAAAUCAAAUUACUUUACACGUAUUCUCCAAAUGGAAACUAUUCCUGACAAGCCAAAAGCAUCAGACACAUCCGAUGUGCUGAAACUAUACAGAGAGUCCGGCUAUAGAGCUAGGGGUGAAUCAAAGAAUAUCCAAACUGAUACGUUUUUGUUGGGAAGUAUUCAAUUACCUGAAAGUAGGGAAGUGGAUAGCAUAGGAAAAAUUUCGAAAAAGACCACAAUUGUUCAGUUAGAAAAGUUAACUACGGAUAAGUGUGUAGAUACUAUGCCCUUUGAAAAAGGACUUAUAGAAUCUCAAAUAUCCUAUCAUGAUACCCAGAUGUCUGAAAGGAGAAAUAUAAAGUUACUAAAAGAACCACCAUGGUCAGAAGCACAAGUAUCAAAUGUUCUGCAAGAUAUUCAGUAUGAAAUAAGACAUCCUCAAAUAAUAGAUUCAAGUGGAAGUUACUCACCUCAACAAAAUUCAGUUGCAGUUAGUGCACGACCAACUACUCAUAUGCUUGCUCAUACAGAAUCAACAAGCAGAAAUGGAAAUGGAAAGGCUAAGACACCGUAUCAAUAUUUAAAACCAGAUGUUGUAAGUUGGGGAGUACAAUUUGCACCAGUGACACUUACUGGGGUAACGCAAACCACUGAAUCUUCGAAACAUAAGUUAACUAUCGAUUCACCAGUAAAUAUAGGUGUACAAACUGAUGCGAUUGAAGAUGACUAUUAUAUAAAAAGAGUUGUGACGACAAUAGCUAGGAAAGGUUUGUCAUCUUAUUGUCGUCGAGGUCCAGUAGCCAAAAGAAUUGUCGAACACACUGAUUUAUUGACAUCGAGUUUACCUAGUAACCUAGAUGAAGAGUUUGAUGAAGAAACAACAAUUGCACCAAGAACAACGAAGGUCACAACUAUGCAAAAACGUGGAGAUCGUCGAGUAGUACAUGAAGAGUUACUUACAGAGGACUAUAGGGAAAGAGGAAGUUCACUUGACUCUCAUGUAGCCCACGAACGGUUUCUGAGAGAAACACACCCACAGGAUAUCGAUUUGCAUGGAAUGCAUGAACAUGAGACAGGCAUAUAUACUGAUGCUGAAAUCUGUUUGCAGAAUUUACUGAAAGUUUGGGGAGAGCAAUACUUGCUUUCUAGAUUAAGAACGAUCGGUAGAUACUCAGGGCUUUCAGUUAGUCUUGAUCGAAGUAUACAUACAGCAGAAAAAUCACGGCUAGUUGAAGCGAAGACACAGUUUACUUCAACGGGAAACUUAGUGAGUCAAAUCAGAAAUCUUGAGAACAUGGGAACACAGACUAGUGAUAUUCUCCUUACCACUCGACCUCCACAUAAAAAUAAACGGAUACAACGUGGUCGUAGCUUCAUUUCUGGAGGAACGAAUCAGCCACCACCGACGCGUAGUGGCUCGGUAGUAAGUCCACUGUCGCCGACUACCGAAGAACUGACAAGUCACCAUCGUCAGCACGGGAUAACAAGCAUGCAGACACGUACUUCUCAUCCAUUUAAUUUGGCCACUACCACAUUUACAGAGACUACACAAGAGCAAUCGACAUUCAGUAUUGAACAUACAGUCCAGACUUAUAUAUGUCCAACAUGUGGGAGUCAAGCUAGUAUCCCAGUGACCGUUCAUUCACAAAUACAACCUCAAACACUUCCAAUAACACAAUUAAAAGACGCCCAAUCACAAACUCGGUUUGUGGGGCAGAUGACAGCUGAUAAUAACUGCACAUAUCUACCAACUUACCUAAGUGAUGAGGAAGUAAUUCGCAUAAAUCAGAGCCAGAAAAUUGAAGACAGAGAAUUUUCGGUGGUGACAUGGCAUCCAGCAGAAAUACGAGAUACAGAACGCCGUAGGGAUAGCGACACAAGUAAUCAGAUACGAGAUGAAGUUUGGGUUGAUAGUCCUGGGAAACUGCUGGAACUCAAAAUAACUGGAGUAAUAGUACCUGGAACAAGCAAAAUCGUUAGCGCAAGUGAAGCGUUUUAUCGUGGUCUACUAAGAGUAGUAUACUGGGAUUAUGAAAAACUUGGACCUAGGCAAUCAUCAGUAGAUUCAACAGUUUCCAUACCACUGGCAGAUGCAGUGAUUUCUAAGGCAGUUCGGUUAGCUAGUGAUAGAAUAUCAACAGAAGCGCAGCCAUCAUUGGAUGCCAAAAUAGUUUGGAGAACACCAGAGAUACAACGAAGUAGGUAUCUAGUACAUUCAAUUAGACCUGAUGCAGGUCAAAACAAACAUAAUCCAAUUAAUCUGGACGUUGCAUCUGCAAUACGAGCUGGUCUAAUUGACAAAGAAACCGGUCGAAUGUUGUUUACACAUUCUGUUUACGAGUCACCAUUCAGUACUGAUUCACCGAUAAGUAAAAAAGGCGAUAGUAGCUCUGACCAAACUGAACGAUUGUCUGUCAGAGAAGCAAUUUUACGUGGAUUUUUAGUUGCAGAAUUAAUAGAACCAGAAUCAUCGUAUAUAACAAAGCAAAGCUUACCAUUUAUUGUCCCAAGCACAAGUUAUUCACACUCUCCGACUGAUGUUGACAUUUGACCUGUUGCUUAAUUAUUAUUAUUAUUAUCAUUGAAAAUAAGUGAAUACACAUGAAACCUGUUUUGUAACCUAGAAAAACUGACCCUCGUCUGUGUAUAAGUAUGGUUCUCUUCCACAGAAAAAGUCGCAUUAUUCAAUCAGCACUACGUUGUAUGCGUGUGUAGCCAAUUAUUUCAAGUAUCAACUUACUCCUUUUUUGUUUUUCGUCGUGUUUUUCCUCUUAAACAACAAAACAAAACGAAAACUAUCACUUACCUAAUCAAAUAUCCAGUAUAAACAACCAUAAAAAUAAUAAUUUCUAUUUUAUUCUUUUUCUGUUGACAUUCUAUUAAUAAUAAUAAUAAUAGUAAUAAUAAUAAUAAUAAUAAUAAUAAUAAU